GUUUGGGGUCCCAAUGCCAAGUUCUGGACCUCCUGCGUGCGCUACAUAUCAACGUCAACCCAGAACCAGACCAGACGGCAGCUCCAUCGCCCAUCACCAUCGCCCACCCCUCCGGCCUGUGAAUCCCCGUCCGUCUCCCUCCUCCCCCCCCCUCGGCAGACCCAAAAGCUUCGCACAACUACGUUAUCGUCCGCCUCGCACGCUCGAAGAAGCUCGACUGCUCGACUGCACAGCACACACGAAGAAGGAUCCAUAGCUCCAACAAACAGCAAUAUAACCCAAUAACUACGUUACCAUCAAGAUGGAUAUGGAAGCGCUGAAAGAUCAGUGGCUGAUGGCGGAGGAGCAGGAUGGUGUCCGCUUAAGUUGGAACGUCUUCCCCAGCAACCGUCUGGAGUCCAGUCGCCUCGUCGUGCCGCUCGGAGUUCUCUACACCCCGCUCAAGGAGAAGGAGAACCAGCCGCCGGUGCAGUACGAGCCCGUCACUUGCAAGUCACCGUGCAGAGCUGUGCUCAAUCCUUACUGUCAAGUCGAUGCCCGCGCUAAGCUGUGGAUAUGCCCGUUCUGUCUCCAGAGGAACCAGCUGCCUCCACACUACAAGGACAUCGGCCCCAAUGCGUGGCCGCUCGAGCUGUCCCCCGCGUAUUCGACCAUCGAGUACAAGCUUGCGAGGCCCGCCCCCGCCCCGCCGAUCUUCUUGUUCGUCGUGGAUACGUGUCAAGAGGAGGACUCCCUCAAGGCCCUUAAGGACUCGUUGAUCAUGAGCUUGAGCUUGCUCCCGCCGCAUGCUCUGGUCGGGUUGAUUACCUUCGGUACCAUGGCACACAUCCACGAGCUGGGAUACACCGAGUGCGCCAAAUCCUACGUGUUCCGCGGCAACAAGGAGUACACGUCGAAGCAGGUGCAGGAGAUGCUCGGCCUCCUCGGCUCCGGGCUUCGCCCGCAGCAGCCCAUGGUCCCCGGACGCCCGCAGGCGCACAUCCCGCCGUCGUCCCGCUUCCUGCUCCCGGUCCAGAACUGCGAGUUCCAGUUGACGAAUGCCCUCGAGCAGCUGCAGAAGGAUCCUUGGCCGGUCGCGAACGAUAAGAGGCCCCUCAGGUGCACUGGUGUGGCGUUAAGUGUCGCUGUGGGACUGCUCGAGACUUCGUUUGCCGACACCGGUGCGAGGAUCAUGCUCUUUGCCGGUGGUCCGAGCACUGAGGGUCCCGGCAUUGUGGUUGGUCCGGAAUUGAGGGAGCCGAUUCGUUCCCAUCAUGACAUUGAGAGGGAUAAUAUCAAGUACUACAAGAAGGCGACGAAGUUCUACGACACAAUGGCCAAGCGAACGGCACACAAGGGUCACAUUAUCGACAUCUUUGCCGGAUGCUUAGACCAGGUCGGUCUGCUCGAGAUGAAGUCUCUGGCCAACCAGACUGGUGGCCACAUGAUCCUUACCGACAGUUUCACGUCCUCGAUGUUCAGGCAGAGUUUUGUCAAGAUCUUCGACAGGGAUGCUAACGACAACCUGUUGAUGGGCUUCAACGCUUCGUUGGAGGUUCUGACUACGAAGGAGCUGAAGGUGACUGGUCUGAUCGGUCAUGCCGUCUCCCUGAACAAGAAGUCAACCUCUGUUGGAGAGACUGAAGUCGGUAUUGGAAACACGUGCUCGUGGAAGAUGUGUGGAAUCACGCCAACGACAUCCGUUGCUACCUACUUUGAGGUUGCAUCUCAGGCUGGACCCGCACAGGCUCAACAGGGCCCCCAGAAGGGUAUCAUCCAGUUCUUGACGUACUACCAGCACGCGUCGGGACAAUUCCAUCUCCGUGUAACUACCAUUGGACGCGACAUCACCACUCCGACCGGCGAUCCAUCCCUCGCCCACUCUUUCGACCAGGAGACGGCGGCCGUGCUGAUGGCUCGGAUCGCAGUCUUCAAGGCCGAGGUCGACGACGGACCAGAUGUGCUGCGGUGGGUGGAUCGCAUGCUCAUCCGACUCUGCUCAAGAUUCGCGGAUUACCGGAAAGACGACCCGACGUCGUUCCGUCUGGAAAAGAACUUUACUCUAUACCCGCAGUUCAUGUUCCAUCUCCGGCGCAGUCAGUUCCUGCAGGUGUUCAACAACUCUCCCGACGAGACGGCGUUCUACCGCCACGUCCUGAACCGUGAGGACGUCAGCAACUCCCUCAUCAUGAUCCAGCCCACACUGGACUCGUACACGUUCGACGAGCAGCCCCGACCCGUGCUCCUGGACUCCACCUCCAUCCAGCCCAACACGAUCCUGCUGCUGGACACGUUCUUCCACAUCCUGAUCUUCCACGGCGAGACGAUCGCCGAGUGGAAGAAGAUCGGCUACCAGGAGCAGGAGGGAUACGAGAACUUCAAGGAGCUGCUCGAGCUGCCCAAGGAGGACGCGAAGGAACUGAUUUCCGACCGCUUCCCGUUGCCGCGAUUCAUUGUCUGCGAUGCGGGGGGCUCCCAGGCCCGCUUCUUGCUGUCGAAGCUUAAUCCUAGCACUACCCAUACUAGCGGUGGCAUCGGUGGCGUGUCCCAGAACGCUCAGACUAUCUUUACCGAUGAUGUUUCGCUCCAGACGUUCAUGGAGCACCUCAUGAAGCUUGCGGUUACGGGGACGAAUUAGUGGGAAGGGGAGAGACGUAAUGGACAGGUGAUUGCUGCGGCUAGGGUGUGCUAGAUGUGUUGUAAAAUCUUUUUUUUUACGGUUUCUUGUUUUUUAUUCUUCUUCUUGACGCCGUGAUUUAUUGCUGGAAAGGUCAGCAGAGGUGAUGGAUCGAUGGAUGCGUGUUGUUUUUACUUUAGCGUUUGCAAAAUACAUUGUUCUCCGUGGGCACUGGUCAUGGCUGUUGAUUCUUGAUUCUUGAGAGGUUCUGAGCGCACGUCGUGUCACUCGGGUUUGAUGAUUUGAGGAUUGUUUGAUCGUCCUCAUGGCUUCCAU
Molecule: messenger RNA, 2932 nt
Organism: Tricharina praecox
Lineage: Eukaryota; Fungi; Ascomycota; Pezizomycetes; Pezizales; Pyronemataceae
Exons: 6
Coding region: 302-2617 (771 amino acids)
Biological process (GO): intracellular protein transport; endoplasmic reticulum to Golgi vesicle-mediated transport; COPII-coated vesicle cargo loading
Cellular component (GO): endoplasmic reticulum exit site; COPII vesicle coat
Molecular function (GO): GTPase activator activity; zinc ion binding
Source: RefSeq, a predicted model, not a curated record